GCUCAGAAACUGCCAGCGUAGAUCCCAGGCUCUGAGGCUGAAGCAGGAGGAGGGAAGGACUAGAAGGAAGAGAGACAGGUUAGGGGGAAAGGCUGGGGAAGGAAACGGCAGAAAAGAAGCAUCUCGUCACAGGGACUGAGAGGCAAAGGACGGUGGAGAUGAGGACGGAGAGAGACAAGACCUGAAAGCCAAAACAUUCAAAUAGAGCGAAACAGGGGCGGGGGGGAAAAAUGCCAAGAAGAACAUCCAUCCGGAGAAAUGAAGAGAAUGAAAGUUUUAUGCUGCAGAGCCAGUCUGUGCUUUUCCGGCACAACGUUUCCUCGCCGCUUUUAAGCCCUUUUGCAUUUGCCCGCCGUUGACAUUAAGAGGCAUGUUCAGCGGUGCCGGCAGCAUCUCUUCUUCCUUCUCCUCUUCCUCUUCAUCUUCCUCCUCCUUCUUUCCCUCCUCCUCCUCCUCCUCCUCCCAUCAGCGAGAAGACAAACCGAGGACAGUCUUGAAAUAUCGGAAUUUCCUCCUUGGGAUUUGCCAGCGCCGCGCUGCGCCAAGACUGUCGGAAUAAAGGACGCUGUCGGACGCUGACUAUUGUAUUAUUAUUUUAUUAAUUGGUCGGUGGGAAGAUUACGGAUGAGGGAAGGGGACGCCCGUCACCCUUUCUGCGCUAAAGAUUGAAAAAUGAGGCUGAUUUGGGGGAAGUCCUAAAAUGAAGCAAAAGGAAUAAGAUUUUUUUUAAGAACAGAAAAGCCACAGGAGCCCCCGACAUAGCGCACUUGUAUUUGUAUUUAUUUUUUUUUUUCUCGUAGUGGUGGGGGAGGUGAUUGGGUGGCUGACUGGCUGCGGGAAGCUGCUUCCUUUCCCUUUGGAGAUGAUUGUGCUAUUAUUUGCCUUGCUCUGGAUGGUGGAAGGAGUCUUUUCCCAGCUUCACUACACGGUGCAGGAGGAGCAGGAACAUGGCACUUUCGUGGGGAAUAUCGCUGAAGAUCUGGGCUUGGACAUUACAAAACUUUCAGCUCGCAGGUUUCAGACGGUGCCCAAUUCCCGGACCCCAUACCUGGACCUCAACCUGGAGACCGGGGUGUUGUACGUGAACGAGAAGAUAGACCGCGAGCAAAUCUGCAAGCAGAGCCCGUCCUGCGUCCUGCACCUGGAGGUGUUCCUGGAGAACCCCCUGGAGCUGUUCCGGGUGGAGAUCGAAGUGCUGGACAUCAACGACAACCCCCCCUCCUUCCCGGAGCCGGACCUGACCGUGGAGAUCUCCGAGAGCGCCACGCCAGGCACCCGCUUCCCUCUGGAGAGCGCAUUCGACCCAGACGUGGGCACCAACUCCUUGCGCGACUACGAGAUCACCCCCAACAGCUACUUCUCCCUGGACGUGCAGACGCAGGGGGAUGGCAACCGAUUCGCCGAGCUGGUGCUGGAGAAGCCGCUGGACCGAGAGCAGCAAGCGGUGCACCGCUACGUGCUGACCGCGGUGGACGGGGGAGGAGGGGGAGGAGGAGGUGAAGGAGGGGGAGGCGGCGGGGGAGGGGGCCUGCCCCCCCAGCAGCAGCGCACCGGCACGGCCCUACUCACCAUCCGAGUGCUAGACUCCAAUGACAACGUGCCCGCCUUCGACCAACCCGUCUACACUGUGUCCCUACCGGAGAACUCGCCGCCCGGCACGCUGGUGAUCCAGCUCAAUGCCACGGACCCAGACGAGGGCCAGAACGGCGAGGUCGUGUACUCCUUCAGCAGCCACAUUUCGCCCCGGGCGCGGGAGCUCUUCGGACUCUCCCCGCGCACAGGCCGGCUGGAGGUGAGCGGCGAGCUGGACUACGAAGAGAGCCCGGUGUACCAAGUGUACGUACAAGCCAAGGACCUGGGCCCCAACGCCGUGCCCGCACACUGCAAGGUGCUGGUGCGAGUGCUGGAUGCCAACGACAACGCGCCGGAGAUCAGCUUCAGCACCGUGAAGGAGGCGGUGAGCGAGGGCGCGGCGCCCGGCACGGUGGUGGCCCUGUUCAGCGUGACCGACCGCGACUCGGAGGAGAACGGGCAGGUGCAGUGCGAGCUGCUGGGGGACGUGCCGUUCCGCCUCAAGUCUUCCUUCAAGAACUACUACACCAUCGUGACCGAGGCGCCCCUGGACCGAGAGGCGGGGGACUCCUACACCCUGACGGUGGUGGCACGGGACCGGGGCGAGCCGGCGCUCUCCACCAGUAAGUCCAUCCAGGUGCAAGUGUCCGACGUGAACGACAACGCGCCGCGGUUCAACCAGCCGGUCUACGACGUGUAUGUGACUGAGAACAACGUGCCGGGCGCCUACAUCUACGCGGUGAGCGCCACGGACCGCGACGAGGGCGCCAACGCCCAGCUAGCCUACUCCAUCCUCGAGUGCCAGAUCCAAGGCAUGAGCGUCUUCACUUACGUGUCCAUCAACUCCGAGAACGGCUACUUGUACGCCCUGCGCUCCUUCGACUACGAGCAGCUCAAGGACUUCAGCUUCCAGGUGGAAGCCCGGGAUGCCGGCAGUCCCCAGGCGCUGGCUGGCAACGCCACCGUCAACAUCCUCAUCGUGGAUCAGAACGACAACGCCCCCGCCAUCGUGGCGCCCCUGCCGGGGCGCAAUGGGACGCCGGCGCGCGAGGUGCUGCCCCGCUCGGCGGAGCCCGGGUACCUGCUGACUCGUGUGGCCGCAGUGGACGCAGACGACGGCGAGAAUGCCCGGCUCACCUACAGCAUCGUGCGGGGCAACGAGAUGAACCUCUUCCGCAUGGACUGGCGCACCGGGGAGCUCCGCACGGCGCGCCGGGUGCCGGCCAAGCGCGACCCCCAGCGGCCUUACGAGCUGGUGAUCGAGGUGCGGGACCACGGGCAACCGCCUCUGUCCUCCACCGCCACCUUGAUGGUGCAGCUGGUGGAUGGCGCAGCCGAGCCCCAAGGCGGGGGCGGGGGCAGUGGCGGGGGGACAGGGGAGCACCAGCGCCCCAGCCGCUCUGGCAGCGGGGAGACCUCGCUGGACCUGACCCUCAUCCUCAUCAUCGCUCUGGGUUCCGUGUCCUUCAUCUUCCUGCUGGCCAUGAUCGUGCUGGCCGUGCGUUGCCAGAAAGAGAAGAAGCUCAACAUCUACACGUGUCUGGCCAGCGACUGCUGCCUGUGCUGCUGCUGCGGCGGCGGGGGCGCGACCUGCUGCGGCCGGCAAGCCCGGGCGCGCAAGAAGAAACUCAGCAAGUCUGACAUCAUGCUGGUGCAGAGUUCCAACGUCCCCAGCAACCCGGCCCAAGUGCCGGUGGAGGAGUCCGGGGGCUUCGGCUCCCACCACCACAACCAGAAUUACUGCUACCAGGUCUGCCUGACCCCUGAGUCCGCCAAGACCGACCUGAUGUUCCUUAAGCCCUGCAGCCCUUCUCGUAGCACGGACACUGAGCACAACCCCUGCGGGGCCAUCGUCACCGGCUACACAGACCAGCAGCCCGACAUCAUCUCCAACGGAAGCAUUUUGUCCAACGAGACUAAACACCAGAGAGCAGAGCUCAGCUACCUAGUUGACAGACCUCGCCGAGUUAACAGUUCUGCAUUCCAGGAAGCCGACAUAGUAAGCUCUAAGGACAGUGGUCAUGGAGACAGUGAGCAGGGAGAUAGUGAUCACGAUGCCACCAACCGUGGCCAGUCAGCUGGUAUGGAUCUCUUCUCCAACUGCACCGAGGAGUGUAAAGCCUUGGGCCACUCGGACCGGUGCUGGAUGCCUUCUUUUGUCCCUUCUGAUGGACGCCAGGCUGCUGACUAUCGCAGCAAUCUGCACGUGCCCGGCAUGGACUCUGUUCCAGACACCGAGGUGUUUGAAACUCCCGAAGCCCAGCCCGGGGCGGAGCGAUCCUUCUCCACCUUCGGCAAAGAGAAGGCCCUUCACAGCACCCUGGAGAGGAAGGAGCUGGACGGACUGCUGUCUAAUACACGAGCGCCUUACAAACCACCCUAUUUGACACGGAAAAGGAUAUGCUAGUCAAUUCUACAGGACUUCCCUGAAGCAGCAUGAUUUGCACAAAGUCGACCAACAAAAGCAUCAACUUUUCAACUUCAUUAUCUUGGCCAUCCAGUUAGUUGUAUGUAACUGAGUAGUCGAUUGCCCCCCGCAGUCACCGUGGCCAAUUAGAGGACCUCCUUGCUCUCAGCAGGCCUGAGAAAUGAGUUGAAAUGUGCAGAACUGUAGAAACUUUAGGCAACGGAUUUUGCCUCUCCGAUCAGUGUGUGCCUGUUUACAGCACUAUCUAUCUUACUCUCCAAAUGUCACUGAGCCCUUUCCAUGUUUAUAUUCACCACGAGAAGCCAGUCAUAAGGAUAAAGGAAAUUUGUGCAUUACAAAUGCAAUAUCACUGUUUUCGACUUGACUGUUUUAUAUUAUUUUUGUGUGAUCAAGUGUUCCCCAAACUAUUCCAACUUUACCAGAGAGAUUGUGAUUAUGUUCUUCUCACCUGUGGGUCAUAGAAAAUGUUGUAUUCUGAAGACCCACAAAAUAUCAAAGACAUUCUGUAGUUUAUACACCGUGUUGCAAAGUGUUUACUGUACUAUUUCAAAGCUUCUAAAUAAAUAUAAAUAUAUAUUAUAUUAUAUAAUUUUCCUAAAAUGUGGUACAACUCAGUUGGUUUUUAAAUGGAUUCAUACAGUCCGCAUCAUACAAUAAAGUAAAAGGUAAUUCAGGGUCCCAAAGGUAAACUUACAUAGACAAAAAAUAAGCAUUAAUAGUUUCCUCCCAGUUUUCAUGCCUUCUCCCACCCUGUUUUUCCUUGUUUAAAAGAAAAUGAAGCUCUAAGCUACAAAAUGUUGCCAAGAACUUGUACUGAAUUUCCAAUGCCAAAGAUAUAGCUGCCAAUGUUAUCAGAGGGGCACUGAAUGCAUACCAUCUAAAUACCAACAAUGUCUAUCAUUUCAAUUCUAUUUCUAUGGCUUUGAAUUUAGAGUCAUUUAAAGCUUUUAUAAAAAAUCAAUACAUCCUUCUGUAUUUGUUGUUAGGACAAAAAACAAACACUGGGUGUCUGUACAUUUUGUGGUGUAAAAUAUGUAAUUGAAGAUUACUAUUUUAAGAAGUCCUCAAUCAUAUAACUUACACAGAAUUUUAUUUUACAUAGUUAUGUGACUUCUAAUAACACAUGGAUAUUUAUAACUCUAUAUGACUAUACAGAGGUAUAUAAAUACCUGAACUGAUAAUGAAUAACUAUAACAUAUAAACAAUCUCUAAAUUUAAAGCAAGUUUAAUAAAUUUGGAGAUAGAAACAUGGUAUGUUAUUGUUUCAGUAUUACCUUAUGUGUGAAAAUUUUGUAGCUUAAAUGUAGUCAGUGUUGUAUUAAUGAGAAAAUUCUUCAUAAGUCAGCCUUGAAAAGGGAAGCCUGCCUUUUACUUUAUGUCAACAAGGUUAAUCACUAAAUUCAGUAGGGUGCAUUUUUUUCUUUUACGUCUAUUCCUUUAUUUCUACUGUUAUUUAUUGCUUACUGAAACAAAACUAAAAGAGGAAAAAUCAGAGAAUAUGAGAUAAACUUCCAAAAAAAAAAAAACAAAACCCCCCUCCCAGAAUUGUCACAGUUUCCCAUUAAAAAUAAAAAUCUUCAACAUUACAUCUAAAGGUUUGCCCAAUCCAGAUUACAGACCUACUUGGAAAUAUCUCCCUUAAUUUUCACCUGAUCUUAUUUUACAAUGAUAGUUUGAGCUAUGCUACGUUGUUAAAGAAUAGACUAAAAAUGAACACAUAACAAAUGUUUUCCACCCACUUUUAUCUUAUUUAUAUGGGAAUAGUUUCCUUAGAUUUAACAUUAAAACACAUACAUAUAUACUCAUAGGUCCUUGAUGUGUAUACCUGAGUGACAUCACAGUGUCACUGACUUGACAGUCAUCAAAUGAGAUAUUAAUGUCAUAAUCACAAUCAGUUUACAGAACACAAUAAUGUGUGUACUGUUCCAGUCUUUUGGGGACCCUUUACAAAUAUUCGAAGUCAAGUUCAUCGUCUCUGACACGAAAGCACACAUAGUCACUAAGUGCAGCAGUCAAAAUUGCUCAGACUUUUGGCAUUGCUACAUUCAUAUUUUGAAUGAUGGACUAUUUUAGUAAGAAAAUGUUUCUAUAUAAUUUAACUAGAAAAAGUGUGUUUGUUGUAAUUGCUUUUCAAACAAGAAAUGAUUUUCUUGUUGAAUCACCUUGCUUUAAUUAAAACCUGUUAUUUAUCAUUUUAUAAUUAUGGGGAAAACCCACAUCCAUCUGCCUUAUGUGCAUGGGAAAUAAGGUUAUACUCACUUUAUAUAUAAUAGCUCUACCAAUUCUUUUGACUUAAUUUUUUUAAUUAUUUAGCCCUUUAUAUCAUUGUAUAUAAUCUCUCUUGAACCAGCUUCUUAUAUAUUUGUGUAUUAGUUUUUUUAAUAUAGCCUAGUAACCAGUUUUACUCAUUGUCAUUUUAGCUCCUAAAUUUUAUUAUCAAUGUACAGAAACAAAAACAACAAAAUGUUUACCUAAUUUAUAGGACAAGUAGAAUUAUUUAAACAUAAGAUACAAACAAUUUGUUAUUAAUCAACUGCUACAUCCAGAAUAAAUCAGCAGUUGCAACAGAAUAAGGGUAUGAUUUUAGUACAUUGGCUAAAUUGUUAUAUAUUAUUAUGGCGACUAUGAAUAGAAAAUGCAACCAACCAACAAUUUAAGGUUUCCAAAUAAACAUUUGUUAGAUUCACAUGCAAAAAAUUGUAAAACAGGGUUUCUAUUUACUCUAGUCAUCCUAAUAUCAAAUUUUCAUAAUUUUAUAUAUAUAUCACAGAAAUAAUAUCCACACUAUAAGACAGCAUUUCAUCAAUAAAUUAUUUCAGAAAAGCAUAAUUAUGGUAUUUACUUCUUGUUAACAUAGUUUUAGAAUAGUUAAAAGUCAAAAUAUUUUCCUGUGGAAACAGUGUCUUAAUGUUUCAAAGGUAUGUCAAAUGACAAUUUUUAGAAAUAUUUCAGCCACGUGUAAAAUUCUAAUUUUUAACUGUGAAUAUAAUUUUGUGGAAUCACUUUAAGUUAAAUAUUUAAAUAUCACAAAGGAAUUACUGUACAUAUAUAAUAAUGUCUGUUUCAAUAUGUGAAUCAUCUUUUGGGGGAAGUAUUAAGGAGUAUGUAAAUUUUAUUUUAUGACGAUAUUAAAUGCAAUGCCUUUAUCAAACAUUGCAAAUUAAGUAAUAUAGAAGAUUUAAAUACUUUAGUUACUCAUUCUCUUGUUUCAUUUCUUAAUAGUGUGAUAAUUUGCUGUGAGACAUUUUCUAAUGGAGACACCCUCCUUCUUCUCCAAUAAAAGGAUGGAAAACAAUCCUUGCAGUUCUUAACAUAAACUUUAAUAACCGUGCAUUAUAUUGAGUCAUUUUACCUUCCAAAAGUUACUUACUGGAGCAAAGUUCAUCCUUAAUACAAUUACUCAGUCAAAAUGUUGCAAAUCUUAAAUGAUUUAAGGAAAAUUAUCCACAUUACUGACUGAUAAUAGCAUUGCUCUUUGUCAUUGCGUGUGGUUUUUCCCUCCUCCUCACAUAUCUAUGUGUACUUUUAAUACCCGGGGAUCUAAAAAAAUACCUAAAACAUUGGUAUACUUGAUAAUUUUUCUGGAAAUCAUACUUUUUCACAUUGCAAUGUCUUGGGUUCUUUCCCUUCAACUUUAAUUUUGUAGUGGUAAAGGCUUUGCAUUUAACAUCCUUUCUAUGUUCCUUUUUAACAAGAAAAGAAAAACAGAAAAUGAUAGAAUUCCAUAUUUUUUAUGCCAUGGAGUAGUAAAAUUAUUUUAUAUAUUGUUUGCACUUCCAGGAAUAGCCCUCUGCUAGGUCAGACGAAGCCCUUAUACAGUACUUUGUGAAACUCCUGUUCGGUAGAGUAUCUUUUCCCGUCGAAACCUCUGCAUAGGUUUUAGAGGGCAGCGUUCUGUGCCAGUGCAGGGAGAUGGCUGCCGCCAGAGUAUUACAGGCAAUAAUAAGACUACAAUUCUAUUGCCUUCCAUGUGCAUGCAUGUAUUUCUAAUCACUGUUAUUUUUCAGUAUUUGUAAAGUUAGAAAAAUGGCUUUUAGUUCGUGAAAACUUGUCACAUGCAUAGUUUGACGUUUUACACUCCAGAUGUUUUUGAGUUGCGUGAAAAUAUGGCAUUAACGAUGCAAAAAAAAA
Messenger RNA from Phyllostomus discolor (pale spear-nosed bat), 8131 nucleotides. It is a transcript of the gene PCDH10, whose product is annotated as protocadherin 10. Gene Ontology annotation, cellular component: plasma membrane. NCBI's taxonomy places the organism in Eukaryota, Metazoa, Chordata, Mammalia, Chiroptera, Phyllostomidae. The record is from RefSeq and is a predicted model, not a curated record. The transcript is spliced from 5 exons. Gene Ontology annotation, biological process: homophilic cell-cell adhesion. Bases 863 to 3979 code for a protein of 1038 amino acids. Gene Ontology annotation, molecular function: calcium ion binding.